Messenger RNA from Saprolegnia parasitica CBS 223.65, 672 nucleotides. RefSeq lists its product as hypothetical. The record is from RefSeq and is a predicted model, not a curated record. The coding region runs from base 1 to 672 and encodes 223 amino acids. Gene Ontology annotation, biological process: methylation. Gene Ontology annotation, molecular function: nucleic acid binding; protein-lysine N-methyltransferase activity. The transcript has 5 exons. Lineage: Eukaryota; Oomycota; Saprolegniomycetes; Saprolegniales; Saprolegniaceae.
AUGGACUUGCUCUCGGCAGAACUCUCGGCGGAGACGCUCGCGGCGCUCCAGGCGCACUUGACGGCGGCCAAGCUCGACGAAGACAACGAUGUCUCGGAAGACUUUCGCCUCUCCCAAUUCUGGUACGACACCAAGACGGGCGACGCGCUCGCGCUCGAGGCCAUGGAGCACAGCAACGGCGGCCCCAUCGCGUUUGUAAGCACGCCUGCCGCCUUCAAGGCGCUCAAGGCGCUGCAUCCCGAGCGCAAGAACGUGUUCCUCUUCGAGUACGACCACCGGUUCCAGGACAAGUACCCGGACGAGUUUGCCUUUUACGACUACAACUCGCCGCUUGAUGUCGACGCCAAGUUCCACCAUUUCUUCGACUAUGUCCUCGUGGACCCACCAUACCUCAACACCAACUGUAUGUCCAAGUUUGCCGACACGAUGCGUCUCCUCUCGAAAAAGACGGAGAAGCGGGACGGGGCCAAGGACGUCAUUCUCACCCCCAACGCAUUCAUCACAGCGAGCAUUCUCCGCAAGGAUAUGAAGAAGGACCUCGGGUUCACGCCGUCGGGGUUCGUCCCGACGUUCGAGUCGAAGCUCUCGAAUCACUUUUUGACGUACACCAACUACACGUCCAAGCGCUUUGGCCCGAGCACCGACGACUACUCGAGCGACGACGAAGCAUAG